GGACACAAGGAUCUGUACAAGGAGGCCAUGAUGGAGGAGCACCAGCCUCUUAUAUCACAAGAAAUUCCAAGUAAGAAUUCCGAGGAAAACUUCAUGUUGUUACGAAAUUAUAAAGUAAUAGACGAAGAUAUAAUGCAGCACUCUUCAAGAGAAAACCUUAAUUUACAUGCAGGACUUCACAGUACAGAAUUAUCAUAUAAUGAGGAACCUUUACCUGAACAAUCGCACGUUGUUAUCUCAGCUCAGAAAGGGGGUAAAAGACUUCAGUGUGGUAAACAGUUCACAAAAAGCUUGGACCUUUCUACACAAAGAAGAACUCACACAGAGGAGAAGCCAUACUCCUGUUCAGAAUGUGGGAAGUGCUUCACAUAUAAAUCAAAUUGUAUUAUUCAUGAGAGACGUCACACAGGAGAGAAGCUGUUUUCAUGUUCAGAAUGUGGAAAUACUUUUAUCCAAAAAUCUGAUCUUGUUAACCAUGAGAGAAUUCACAUAGGAGAGAAACUAUAUUCAUGUUCAGAAUGUGAGAAAUGUUUUGCACAAAAAUCAGAUCUUUAUAAUCAUCAAAGAAUUCACACAAUAGACAAACCAUAUUUAUGUUUAGAAUGUGGGAAAUGUUUUACACGAAGCACAAAUCUUAUUGCACAUGAGAGAAUUCACACAGGAGAGAAGCCAUAUUCAUGUUCAGAAUGUGGGAAAUGCUUUACAAAUAAAUCCGAUCUUGUUAAACAUCAUAGAUUUCACACAGGAGACAAACCAUAUUCAUGUCCAGAAUGUGGGAAAUGUUUUUCACGGAACUCAAAUCUUAUUGUACAUGAGAGAAUUCACACAGGAGAGAAGCCAUAUUUAUGUUCAGAAUGUGGGAAAUGUUUUACAAAUAAAUCAAGUCUUAUUAAACAUCAUAUAAUUCACACAGGAGACAAACCAUAUUCUUGUUCAGAAUGUGGGAAAUGUUUUACACGGAAAUCACAUCUUGUUGCACAUCAGAGAUUACACACAGGAGACAAACCAUAUUAUGAAAAUGACUAUUCAUCUUACUCCCGAAAGAAGGCUAUCUGUUCAGAAUUCAGCCCGCUCUCUCUCAGUACCUCGGAAGGUAACCAUUCGUACUUUGAUGAGAAUUUCCUGCAGGAUGGUCUGGAUAAAGGGUUGUCACCUUCGACCCUCAGAGUGCAAGCUUCUGCGAUCUCGGCCUGUCUCAACAGGUACAUUUCUCAAGAACCCCUUAUCAAGAGGUUCCUUAGGGGAGCUUCAAGGUUAAAGCCUACGAUAAUUAAACCUAUCCCGCUAUCAGCAAAACGAGUUGGGGAACUCCAAGCUUUUUCUGCUUUUGAGCCGUACACCAUGUUCCUGCAAGAUCGGGUGCUGCUCAAGUUUUUACCGACCUUUAUUCCAAAAGUGCCUUCAUUCAGCAACAUCAACCAGGUGAUUUCUCUUCCAGUUUUGGCUCCUCUCCCCUCCUCAGAAGAAAGGGGGCUCCAUACCCUCGACGUUUCAAGAUGUCUGAGGAUUUACCUGGAACGGUCCAAGGUAUUUAGGAAGGAUGAAAACCUCCUUAUCAUUUUUUCCGAUACCCACAAGGGUAGGAAGGCCUCUAAGCCCUCCAUUAGUCGAUGGAUUAAAGAGGCAAUUCGGGAGUCUUAUGUGUCUCGAGGCUCGGAGCCCCCUGAGUUUAAGGACCUGUACAAGGAGGCCAUGAUGGAGGAGCACCAGCCUCUUAUAUCACAAGAAAAUCCCAGUAAGAAAUGUGAAAAUGUCAUGUUACCACUAGAUGAAGAUAUCCUGCAGCGCUCUUCAGGAGAAAACCUCAUUACCCUUAAUGUACAUCCAGGACUUCACAGUACAGAUCUGUCAUAUAAUCCUCCUAAUUAUGAGGAACCUUCUCCGGACCAAUCACAGAUUGUUACCGCAAGUACAAGUCAGAAAGGGAUUAAAUGGUUUAAUUGUGAUAAAGAAUCCACAAACAGCUCAGGACUUUCUACACACCGAAGACGACACAAAGGAGAGAAAAUGUAUUCAUGUAUAGAAUGUGGAAAAUGUUUUACACGGAAAUCAUAUCUUGUUUUACAUGAGAGAAUUCACACUGGGGAAAAGCCAUAUUCAUGUUCAGAAUGUGGGAAAUGUUUUACACAGAAAUCCAAUCUUGUUAUACAUGAGAGAAGUCACACAGGAGAGAAGCCAUAUUCAUGUUCAGAAUGUGGGAAAUGUUAUACACAUAAAUCCAAUCUUGUUAUACAUGAGAGAAGUCACACAGGAGAGAAGCCGUAUUCAUGUUCAGAAUGUGAGCAAUGUUUUACACGGAAAUCAUAUCUUGUUUACCAUGAGAGAAGUCACACAGGAGAGAAGCCAUAUUCAUGUUCAGAAUGUGGGAAAUGUUUUAUACAGAAAUCAGAUCUUUUUAUACAUGAAAAAUAUCACACAGGAGAGAUGCCAUAUUCAUGUUCAGAAUGUGGGAAAUGUUUUCCACAGAAAUCCAAUCUUGUUACACAUGAGAGAAUUCACACUGGUGAAAAGCCAUAUUCAUGUUCAGAAUGUGGGAAAUGUUUUACACAGAAAUCAUAUCUUGUUUACCAUGAGAGAAUUCACUCUGGGGAAAAGCCGUAUUCAUGUUCAGAAUGUGGGAAAUGUUUUACACAGAAAUCAGAUCUAGUUAAACAUAAGAGAAUUCACACAGGAGAGAAGCCAUAUUCAUGUUCAGAAUGCGGGAAACGUUUUUCAGAUAAAUCAAGUCUUCUAAAACAUAAGAGGAAUCACACAGGAGAGAAGCUGCAUUCAGAAUAAGAAAAAUGUUUUUGCUUCUAAAGCCAUAAUUAGGGGUCAUUAGUGAAGUCACACAAGAGAGAAGCCAUAUGGCCACAAUAUAAUGAAACAAUAUAUCACUGGGUCAUAGACAUUGUUUUCAUUUCAGGUUAUAUAUUUGGAUAUAAAAGCUUAAUAGAUGUUGCAUAACGGCUUCUAUAAAACAUCUAAUAAAUCCUGUUUAGG
Bufo gargarizans (Asiatic toad) is the source of this 2982-nucleotide messenger RNA. RefSeq names its product zinc finger protein 420-like. The record is from RefSeq and is a predicted model, not a curated record. The coding region runs from base 28 to 2778 and encodes 916 amino acids. Gene Ontology annotation, molecular function: RNA polymerase II cis-regulatory region sequence-specific DNA binding; DNA-binding transcription factor activity, RNA polymerase II-specific. Gene Ontology annotation, biological process: regulation of transcription by RNA polymerase II. The transcript has 8 exons. NCBI's taxonomy places the organism in Eukaryota, Metazoa, Chordata, Amphibia, Anura, Bufonidae.